AUCUCUGAUCUGGAGAAAGGUGUGAACAACUUGAAAAAAAGUGCCAGCUUGGAGAAGGAACGCACAAUAAAAUUAGGGAGCCACAGUCGGAGAAAUAAUUUAGUAUUUUUUGGUAUUCCUGAAGAAGUGAAUGAAACAAGCGCUAAGACCGAAUCGCUACUUUUCUCCUUUCUAGGAGACGAACUGAAGUUGAAAGAACGUGUACAUCGACUUGGUAAACGAAAUCUAAAUGGUCAGAAGCCGCGCCCGAUCAUAGCAAAGUUUAGUUUCUACAAGAAUAAAGAAUUCAUACUAUCUAACGCUUGUAUUCUAGUUGGAACAGUUUUCGGAAUUUCACAAGAUUUCCCCCGAGAGAUUGUGGAAACACGAUGA
This is a messenger RNA of Pocillopora meandrina, 372 nucleotides long. The record is from the annotation of a GenBank genome assembly. NCBI's taxonomy places the organism in Eukaryota, Metazoa, Cnidaria, Anthozoa, Scleractinia, Pocilloporidae.